Messenger RNA from Zasmidium cellare ATCC 36951, 1101 nucleotides. RefSeq lists its product as uncharacterized. Gene Ontology annotation, biological process: cellular response to oxidative stress; response to reactive oxygen species; hydrogen peroxide catabolic process. The record is from RefSeq and is a predicted model, not a curated record. Gene Ontology annotation, molecular function: heme binding; peroxidase activity. The transcript has a single exon. Lineage: Eukaryota; Fungi; Ascomycota; Dothideomycetes; Mycosphaerellales; Mycosphaerellaceae. The coding region runs from base 1 to 1101 and encodes 366 amino acids.
AUGGCCUCAGCAACAAGAACAUUUACACGAGCUCUACGCUCAGCACCGACCACUCACACCCUCCGAUCAGCAACUGCUCGCCGCGUAGCAGCACAAGGUUUCCAACAACAAGCGCGCCGUGGCUACUCCAGCGAAGCACCCAAAUUCUCCAGCAACAGCUCAUACAUCUGGGGAGGCGCCGCAGCUGCAGGUGUUCUAGGAGGCUUCUCGUACUUCGUCCUGAACGGCAAUCACACAACCUUCGCGGAAGAGCCCAAGCAAUUCAAACCGCAAACAGAAAACUACCAAGAAGUCUACAACGCCAUCGCCCAACGCCUCAUCGACGAGGACGACUACGAUGACGGCUCCUAUGGUCCAGUCGUCCUCCGUCUAGGCUGGCACGCCUCCGGCACCUACGACAAAGCAACAGGCACCGGCGGCAGCAACGGCGCAACGAUGCGCUUCGCCCCCGAGUCGACCCACGGCGCCAACGCCGGCCUCAAAGCUGCCCGCGACUUCCUCGAACCCAUCAAGAAGCAAUUCCCCUGGAUAACCUACUCCGACCUUUGGACGCUCGCAGCCGCCUGCGCAAUCCAGGAAAUGGGCGGUCCGGACAUCGCUUGGCGUCCUGGCCGCGCAGACCGCGACGUCUCCUUCUGCACACCGGAUGGCCGCCUCCCCGAUGCAUCCAAAGAGCAGAACCACCUCCGCGCCAUCUUCGGCCGCAUGGGCUUCAACGAUCAAGAAAUCGUCGCUCUCUCCGGCGCUCACGCCCUCGGUCGCUGCCACAGCGAUCGCUCUGGCUUCGACGGCCCCUGGACAUUCUCACCCAUAACCCUCACAAACGACUUCUUCAAACUCCUCGUGGAAGAGGAGUGGCAGUGGAAGCAAUGGAAGGGACCCAAGCAGUACGAAGACAAGACGACCAAAACCUUGAUGAUGCUGCCCACGGAUAUGGCUCUCGUGAAGGACAGCGUCUUCAUGCCGUGGGUGAAGACGUAUGCGGAUGAUUGUGACAAGUUCUUUGAGGAUUUCAGUAAAGUUGUCGUGAAGCUUUUUGAGUUGGGUGUGCCGUUUCAGAGCAGCGAGAAGGAGAGGAUUGUGUUUAAGAAGAGCGAGUAG